Molecule: messenger RNA, 861 nt
Organism: Parastagonospora nodorum SN15
Lineage: Eukaryota; Fungi; Ascomycota; Dothideomycetes; Pleosporales; Phaeosphaeriaceae
Exons: 1
Coding region: 1-861 (286 amino acids)
Source: RefSeq, a predicted model, not a curated record
AUGGAUUGCCACAUCGGGAUAUCACCAUGUCAGAAAUAUGAUGUAAAUUCGUUUCCUACCUUCCGUCUCUUGGAGCGCAAGAAAGAUGAUGAGAAGAUGGAAGAGACGCGAUACAGAGGUCCAAGAACUGUGAAGGCACUGAUGUCUUUUGUCAGAAAGCACGAGUUGCCAGUCUUGUCGAAACUCGGCCCUGAAGAUAAGGAUUUCCGGCGCAUCGAUGACGUCGUCUUCGUCGCCUUUCUGGACCCAUCAGAUACGGAAAAUCUCGAAACCUACCAAGCUGUCGCGCAGAAAAAUCAUCUAGACUUCGUGUUUGGCUAUUCGACUGAUUCAGCCAUUGCGGAGAAGGAAAGCGUGAAAGUUCCAUCAAUCAUGUGUUACCGGAACAACGACAAUGACAACUUAUCGCUCGAUGGACCAUUCACGCAGGAGAACAUCGAAGCCUUCCUCCUCACUGCCAGGAAAAGCGUCAUCAAAGACUUCAGCGAGAAAGAAUUGUCAACAUUCAUGCAGCGCGACAAACUCACCGUAUACAUCUUCACGCACACCACCGACACUGUGUCCAUCCGCCGCGAACUCACCCCAACUGCCAAGAAGUUGCAAAGCCACGUCACCUUCGCCGUCGUCGACUUGGCCCAAUAUCCUGACAUGCCAGCGAACUUCGGAACAGAGAUGGUUGGCGAGCAGGCAUUGGUCGUACAUGCGCCGAUGAAUGAUCAGAUCUUCAAGUAUGCGCAGGGCAAGAAGAUUGAAGGCGCCGCAAUCGAGGAUAUGUUGAUGACGAUUUUGCGGGGGAAGGCGAGUGCGGGACAGACGUUUGGAGACGCAGCGGAGGAUGAAGAUGGGCAUGAUGAGCUGUAA